Messenger RNA from Podarcis lilfordi (Lilford's wall lizard), 4892 nucleotides. NCBI's taxonomy places the organism in Eukaryota, Metazoa, Chordata, Lepidosauria, Squamata, Lacertidae. The record is from the annotation of a GenBank genome assembly.
AUGACUCAGAGGGAGGAAGACUUACGGUUGCCAAGCGACGGAGGCCGUCGGGCGGGGGUGGCGAGGAAGGCACGCGGGGCUGGGGGUGUCGCGCUCUCUCCCUCUCCCUCAGAGCCCCGAGGCGGGCGGGCUCCUCCAGUCCCGGCUGCUGCUGCUGCUGCUGCUCCUCCCCUUCCUGAGCGGCGGCUCCCGAGCCUGCCCGCCGCCCUCGCCACCGCGGUGCCGCUCCAUGCACGGCGGCGAAGGCGACUAGCCCAGCCUGAGGUAAAUUCCCGGCGGCCGAACGGCGGCUUCAGCGGACGGCAAUCCUCCGGGUCCCCUCUCUCCUCUUCCCCUCACGGCCGCGCAGCUCCCGCCUCGCUCGGCUCCCUCGCCUCGCCUCGCCCGCUCGCUUUGCCCGCCUUUCCUUCCCUCACAGGAGGCGGAGGAGGCCGCGGCGGCGCCGCCCCCCGCCAAGGCCCGCCCACGGGCCGCCGCUUGGAAGCAGCCCGCCGAUUGGGCGGCCGAGAGGACGACGCUGGUUGGCUGCGGCGCGCCAGGGUGGCUCCUCCCACUUCCCACCUCGGGUUCGGCGGGCCUAGGUGGGAGGGGGGCGGGGGCGGAAGGAUUUCCCCCCUGCUCCUCUUCCCGGACUCUUAGUUUGGCCGCUGCUGCUGCCGGGCCACGACGGGGGCUCCUUGCGAUUACGAUUAUUGUCAUGGUUAUUAUAUUACGGUUAAUGUUACGCGCAGCCUCUUUGCAAGAAUCGCAGCAUUUUAUUCGUUUAUUUUUCUGCUCUUGCAGAAGCAGAAUUGGGGCUCAUUAUUCUUACUCUAACGUUAUAUGAGAUAUUAUUAAUACUAAAUAAAAGGUAAAGGGACCCCUGACCAUUAGGUCCAGUCAUGGCCGACUCUGGGGUUGUGGCGCUCAUCUCGCUUUAUUGGCCAAGGGAGCCGGUGUACAGCUUCCGGGUCAUGUGGCCAGCAUGACUAAGCCGCUUCUGGCGAACCAGAGCAGCGCACGGAAACGCCAUUUACCUUCCCACCAGAGCGGUACCUAUUUAUCUACUUGCACUUUGACGUGCUUUCGAACUGCUAGGUUGACAGGAGCAGGGACUGAGCAACGGGAGCUCAUCCCGUCGCGGGGAUUCAAACCACCGACCUCCUGAUUGGCAAGUCCUAGGCUCUGUGGUUUAACCCACAGCGCCACCGGCGUCCCUUAUUACUAAAUAGGAUUGUUAUUAAUACUGAUAUUAUGAUCACGCAACCCCUACGUCGGAAUCGCAGCAUUGCACAAGGCCCACUUUCUUGCUUACAGAAGCAGCAGAAUUGGGCUCAUUUUUCUUAUUAUAGCAUUAUAUAAUUAUUUAAUAUGUUGAUACUACUAAAUGUUAUUAAUAUUAUCACACACACCCUCUGUAGGAAUCGCAGCAUUGCACAAGGCCCACUUUUUUUGGUUUAUUUUUCUGCUUCAGCAGCAGCAUGACGGGGGCUCGUUAUUUUUAUUAUAUUAUUACUGCAUUAUUUUAAUGAAGGAUUUCUUGCUAGUAAGGAAGCUUUAGGUUGCAAGCUAUGCAGCCAGAUUAUCCCUGUUUUACCUAGCUCUCGGUCUGUCUAGAUUCACUAAUUCUGUCAUAGUUACAGCUGGAGACAGCCAUGUUUCCGAUGUUCCAUAAGCAGUCCGGACCAUACACAACAGAGCUCCCUCUCUACAAGCCAUACAGAGUUCAGGUGACAAACAUAAAGGAAACUGUUGCUCCUGGAGAGCGUAGUUUGCAAGCACAACAUCCGGCCUGCUUUAGAGUUCCCCAAAUGUAUCUGGACAGAACUGUGAGCUGUGUGUAACGCUGGCCUCAUUCAGCGCAUGGACUCUUGCUUGUUAGUCUCUCACCCCUCACCCACCCACUAGGAAAUGGAUUUCAGCUGCAUGACUGCAACCCCCACCCACUAAUGAGCCAUGCCAGAGCAGAAUGUACACUCUCUGGAAGCCAUCAGUGUUGUAGGACAUGCCCUGUGCAUGCACGAAACUUUCCUUCAUCAAUAAGAUUCCUUCAUCAAUAUUUUCUGAGAAUCCUCCGGAAAAACAAUCUCUCAAAGGACCUGUUGAUGGCAUUUUACCAUUGCACUGUGGAGAGUGUAUUAACUUAUGGUCUGUGCGUGUGGUUUGGGAGCUGCACAGCCAGGGAAGAAACAAUGCUGUCCAGGGUUGUAAAGACUGCGGAGAGAAUAAUUGGGUGCACUCUUCCCACCUUGGAUCAAAUCUAUGCUGUCAGGUGCCAUAAGAAAGCUGCAGGAUAGUGCGCACCCCGGAAAUGAUCUCUUUCAGCUUCUGCCUUCUGGAAGAAGGUAUAGGGUUAUAAAGGCCAGGACUAGCCACCUGAGAAACAGUUUCUACGCAAAUGCAAUUCUGGUUCUAAACGCAGCAUAAGGAGUCUCUAUAGUAUAUUGUAUUUUAAAAUGGGGUUUCAGAGUUUUUAGGGGGUUUUGAAUGUUUUAUGUAGUUUUCCAAUUUCAUUUUCUGUAUGGGACAAUGAUAAUAAAGAUAUCGUAUAUCAUGCAACAGUCACUGAAGAUUAUUCAGCUGCGAGGACCUGCUUGGUUCCCAUACCAUCUGUACCUGAACCACAGCUGUGUUGACUGGGGCUGAUGAGACUUGCAACCCAAAGCUUCUGCUCCUCCCUCUUCAUUCCUCGACUGGUCCUGGGAGCCAGUGGAGCAGGAGAGGUGCAGCAGGAGGUGGAGGCAUAGAAGCUCUUAGUUCUACAUCAGCCUGACCUCUCUCUCUCCUCCUGCAACCGUUCUUCACUCUCCAGUCCUGCAGCUUCUCUUGCCUCUUACUCUCAUCUCCUGGCUGUUACAGGCUCCCCCAGAUCAUUGUUCCCUUCUUCCAAGUCAGUCCCAACCCCCUUUCUCCCAGUGCCCCCUCAUCAGAAUCCACCCACCACUGCUCAGUGUCCACUCAGUCCCUGACACCAGCUCUCAGACACCUCAUGGCCAAAGUAGCUCUGACACCAGUCACAUUGGUCUUUGCAAACUUUGCCUCCUCACCCCAUCCUCUACUAACAUAGGAACAGUGGGGAGCAAAGGGUUAAAUCCCCUCUUGCACAUCCGCUGGUGCUGAUCAAGAUUAACACCCACCCACCACAGCUGCUAUAUGGUUAAAAAAAAACAGAAGAGGACCGCUCACAUGAUUCCCAUCAUGCCUAGUUUGGCCACCCGUUUUUUGGCAACUCCGCUCUUAGAAUCCAGAUACAAAUCCACAUGAUACGUCUGUAACCCCGACAGCAGACUCGAGCUCACCCCCCGGAAACCUGCUGAUGUUGCUGCGGCAUUAUCGCCUUGCAACACCAUGUGAUGACCAGCCACAAAAGCAGAAGUGGCAGCAUGUGAUAAAGGCAGCCCCGGAGGGUGUCUUGCACUGCCAGCACUGUGGCAAUUUCGCAAAGGGGAAGGGACUAAAGGUCAGUGCUCUUCUGCGCUUCGGUGGUUGCCUGAAGCUGUUAGAGGUCAUCAGGCGAGCCUUCCCCAAGCUGGUGCCCACCAGAAGUUUUGAACUCCGGCUCGCAUCUGCCCAAGCAAGCAUGGCCAGUGGCAGGGAUGAGGGGAGCGGUUGCAUCCCAUCUGUGGAAUCAUGUGACUGAUAGUCCACCUGACCUUGGGUUAUAAAGCUUCUCAUUAAAAUUUCCUAUACUUUUGUUUUUGUCAGGGCGCAUUUAAAGCCACAGCCUAAAAUCAGUUUUGGAAACUCCAACAUUUUGGUAAUUUGUUACUAUAAAUUGUUGCAAAGUUUGGGAUUCAAAAUGACCCAGUGAAAUUUGCAAAUUUCACCAGUGGUGGCGUGCGGUCAGAGUGUCAGAACAGGUCCUGGGGGAGCAGGGUUCGAAUCCCCACUCAGCAGUGAAGCUCACUGCAUGAGCUUGGGCCAGUCACUCACUCUCAAGCUAACCUACCUCACAGAGUUGUUGCGGGGAUUAAAUGAGGAGAGGGAGAACCACGUAAGCCACCUUGAGCUCCGUGGAGAAAAGUGUGGGAGAUAAACGCAAAUGCAAUGUAGUAUAUGAAACCAGUUAGUGGAAGUAGUCUGCAAACAGAAUAAUAGUAGACGGCGCAGAGUGCAUCUGGUGUGGAAAAUAUUUCCAUUAAGGUUUUCUCUUUCUUUCUUUCAAAAAUAAUAUGUGGAGCUCAGCAUUUUGGCCUAACAAUUGCAAUGUUAUACAUCAAAACUCACCACCCUCCUCUGCUAUUCAGCCUUUACUGAGGUGCUAAUACAGCACUCGGGCUGUCUCUCUAUUGAAGGUUCUAGGACAAAACAUUACUCCCACCUCCACCUGUCUUUGCCCAUAAGCAGAAAUACUUGUAUGCAUCAUUUUAAUCCCAUGCAAAGUAGGGGGUGCAUUAGUAUUUACAAUAGUUUAUUUUCCAAAAUGAUGAAGCUGGCCUAUGCUCUCAUGGUGGAAUUGCAACAGAAGCAACACGCUAUUGAACAAAGACAGUGCAUACAAAAACAGCAUACACAGCAGGCUUGCAGACCAUGUGGCAUUGCCUCAACGGAAGGUUAUUAUAAUUUCCAACUAAAUAGAAGGCAGAUAAAAUUAAUGGAAAUGUUAAUAUUCAUAUGCUGUGUCAAAAAAAAUAUAUCAGUUGCAUCUGCUUGGCCACUAUGAGUACAGAAUACUGGACUAGAUGGGCCUCUGGUCUGAUGGGGCAGGGCUCUUCUUUUGUUCGUAGUAGUUAGAGGAGUGCAUCAGUGUCAAAGUCCCAGAGCUAUUAAAUGAUUAAAACAUUUCUGGAAGCAGCUUCAGAACUGAGCUUGUGUAUAUACAUAUUUAUAAAAGUUACCAGUGAUGGCUUAUGUGGUUUCUGGAAGAAAACUGCAUUAAAAUAAUAAUAACGCUGUCUCUUUUCUUCUAGUAA